AUGCUUACAAACAUUCUCCCCCUCCUCCUCUCUAUCCCCUCCCUCGCCGCGGCUGAGGAUGUUCUGGGUAUCUAUGUCUUCCACCGUCAUGGCGACCGCACUGCCAAGGCCUGGAAGCCCGUCAAUCUAACUGCCCUCGGAGCUGAUGAGGUCCAUUCCUCGGGCGAGUGGUACCGUGACACUUAUGUCGACAACGAUGCUUCUCGCAAGAUCAAAGGUCUCAGCUCUGACACUGCCGUCCUCUCCCAGCUCGACGUGACCGCCCCCGUGGACGCCGUGUUGCAGAACUCGGCUCUUGUCUUCCUCCAGGGCCUUUACCCUCCCGCCAAGCGGAUCGAGACCCUCGCCAACGGCACCAAGGUUGAGGCUCCCCUCAGCGGAUACCAGUAUAUCCCCGUCAACUCUGUCGCCAACGCUGCCAGUGCCAAGGACUCUGAGAACAGCGCAUGGCUCCAGGGAAACAGCGGCUGCACCAACGCCGAGGUCAGCUCAAAUGCCUACUUGUCCUCCACCGAGUACAAGGCAUCGUAUCAAGGCUCUCUUGAUUUCUAUAAAGACCUCCUUCCCGUGAUUAAUGGCACUUACGGGGAGGCUAAUGCUACCUUCAAGAACGCCUACUCAAUCUUUGACCUCAUCAAUGUUGCUCGCAUUCACAACUCCAGCAUCCCAUCUGACAAUCUUCUCAACAAGCCUACUCUUGACAGGCUCUACAAUCUCGCUUCUGUCCAUGAGUGGAACCUUGCCUACAACAAAACUGAUGCCUCUCGUGCUGUGGCCGGAGCUGUCCUCGCCGGCCAGAUCCUCGAGUCUCUGGAGCCCCUGGCCAACGGUCAACCAGGACAUCCCAAGUUCAACAUCCAGUUCGGCGCCUACGGUACCUUUAUGGCCUUCUUCGGAUCUGCGGGUCUUGACAAGGCAUCCUCGGACUUUCUGGGUAUCUGCGACUACGCCUCCUCCAUGGCUAUCGAGCUUGUUACCAACGCCACCAAGCCCACCGUCGACGAUGUCAAGGUGCGCUUCUACUUUGCCAACGGUACUGCGGCCGAGAACACCCCCAAGCUGUUCCCUCUCUUUGGUCAGAAGGAGGAGACACUGCCUUGGAAGGACUUCAAGACUGGCAUGUCCAAGUUUGCCAUCGAGGACGACGCGGAAUGGUGCAAGCUCUGCGGAAACAGCGACGGCGCCUGCUCUGGCAACGGCACCUCUACUUCUAGCUCUGGCUCUGACUCUGACUCUGGCUCUGGCUCUGGCAACGGUAUCUCAAAGGCUGUUGCUGGUGUUAUUGGCGCUCUGGUCACCUUGGCUGUCAUCCUGGGUAUUGAGCUGCUUGUGUUGCUGCUUGGUGGUCUGCGCUUGGUCAAGAAGUCAACUCUUGCUGCUGCUCGCUCGGCCAAUGGUGGUGUCAAGGCAUGA
Molecule: messenger RNA, 1413 nt
Organism: Fusarium falciforme
Lineage: Eukaryota; Fungi; Ascomycota; Sordariomycetes; Hypocreales; Nectriaceae
Exons: 2
Coding region: 1-1413 (470 amino acids)
Biological process (GO): dephosphorylation
Molecular function (GO): phosphatase activity
Source: RefSeq, a predicted model, not a curated record